This is a messenger RNA of Ectocarpus sp. CCAP 1310/34, 512 nucleotides long. The record is from the annotation of a GenBank genome assembly. NCBI's taxonomy places the organism in Eukaryota, Phaeophyceae, Ectocarpales, Ectocarpaceae.
ACCAACAGCUCGCGAGCAUCCCGGGGGCCGCGCCUGUAUACAAUGCCCAUCGGCUGAAAGGAGCCCAAAAGCUGGAGGGCCGCACUUGGGAGAAGGACGGUCAAGCGGCCCUGUACCUAAUGCGAGGCGCUACCUUCUCGCCUAUCGUCAUGACGGGGGGCGAGCUAGACCACAUCAUUCGGGACGUGGCCCACCCGCACCCGGGCCUGCACGCGCUGCUUACCUUCAGCGCCAUCGACAUCGCGGCGUUCUCGCCGCCGCGCCCCCCGGGGGUAGCGGCGGUGACACGCACGUUCGACGUGCAUCUCGACACCUUCAUUCGCGUCCUGGAAGUCUUCAUCAAGGACGGCAUGGCGGGCGCCUCUGCGGCCGGGGCCGACCGAGUNCUCUCCGGCCGGGGCCGACCGAGUUGGUCUGUUUUUCCGGGAACUUUUCAGGAUCUCCGAAAACCUCCGCCGGUACUCGUCCCGCCACUGCGCCGAGUUCAAGGGCCGCGANUGUCGGUCGUCUGA